Scylla paramamosain (green mud crab) is the source of this 1261-nucleotide messenger RNA. Its product is annotated as actin. The record is from RefSeq and is a predicted model, not a curated record. Lineage: Eukaryota; Metazoa; Arthropoda; Malacostraca; Decapoda; Portunidae. The transcript has 2 exons. The coding region runs from base 115 to 1248 and encodes 377 amino acids.
GCGGUAGUCUGUGGUUUCCUCUCGAGAGGUAAGGUUCGGCUCCUCUCCUUGUGACUCAACUGGAGACGCAGACGGAACUUAAAUUAAAAAACCAACGCUACCACAACCGCCGCCAUGUGUGACGAUGAAGAUGGCGUGGCUCUUGUGUGUGACAAUGGCUCCGGGAUGGUCAAGGCCGGCUUCGCCGGUGAUGACGCUCCCCGAGCUGUCUUCCCCUCCAUCGUCGGCCGCGCCCGUCAUCAGGGUGUGAUGGUGGGCAUGGGUCAAAAGGACGCCUACGUCGGUGACGAGGCUCAAGCUAAAAGAGGCAUUCUGACCCUCAAGUACCCCAUCGAGCACGGCAUCAUCACCAACUGGGACGACAUGGAGAAGAUCUGGCACCACACUUUUUACAACGAGCUUCGCGUUGCUCCCGAGGAAUCGCCCACCAUGCUGACGGAGGCUCCUCUUAACCCUAAAGCCAACCGUGAGAAGAUGACCCAGAUCAUGUUUGAGUCAUUCAGCCUUCCCGCUAUGUACGUGACAAUCCAGGCCGUGCUGUCUCUGUACGCCUCUGGCCGCACCACUGGCCAAGUUUGUGACUCUGGCGACGGCGUGUCUCAUGUCGUGCCCGUGUACGAGGGAUACGCUCUUCCUCAUGCAAUUAAUCGUCUUGACUUGGCUGGCCGUGACCUGACUGCCUAUCUCAUGAAGAUCAUGACUGAGCGUGGCUACUCUUUCACCACCACCGCUGAACGAGAAAUUGUUCGUGACAUCAAGGAAAAGCUGUGCUACAUUGCUCUUGACUUCGAGAGUGAGAUGAACGUGGCUGCUGCCUCUUCGUCCCUCGAUAAGUCCUACGAGCUUCCCGACGGUCAGAUCAUCACUAUCGGCAACGAGCGCUUCCGUGCCCCUGAGGCUCUCUUCCAACCUUCCUUCCUGGGUAUGGAAUCCGUUGGACUACAUGAAACUGUUUAUUCUUCUAUCAUGAGGUGCGACAUUGACAUCAGGAAGGAUCUGUUUGCUAAUAUUGUCAUGUCUGGCGGCACCACCAUGUACCCUGGCAUUGCUGACCGCAUGCAGAAGGAAAUUAUUUCCUUGGCUCCUUCCACACUGAAGAUCAAAAUUGUCGCUCCUCCUGAGCGUAAAUACUCCGUCUGGAUCGGCGGCUCCAUCCUGGCCUCUCUCUCCACCUUCCAGGCCAUGUGGAUAACUAAGGAAGAGUACGAAGAAUCUGGUCCCGGCAUUGUACAUCGAAAGUGCUUUUAAAUAUGUUCUUAGA